GUCGGCACCCAGGAAUCUCAGACCGCCGCCCUCCCCUGAAGACCUCUGACCGUGCCCACGGUGUAGUCCAGCAACCUGGCUUCAUUGCCGGGACGCACAGUCUCGGCUUUCCACUAAGGUCAAGCCCGGGGCUUGGUAGCGUAGCCUCAGCGUGUCCACGCCCCCUCUCCCCUAGGUAGUAGGCCCCGCCCUCCGCUCCGCCGCCCCCUCCAGGUGAGUGGUAGCUUCUCCCGGGAGCGCAAGGUAGUGAUGACACGCGCCCCCCCUCCUCCGAACGCGAGUUGGUAGCGUCCGUGACGGAGUUAGCCUGGUCCUCCCACGCGCGCCUCCUUCCUCGCCGCCGGGGCGCCCUCUCAGUGCCACUGGCUCUCACGUGCCAGAAGCCCACCCCGCAUCAUCCUCUCGCCUCGCUCCUGGAGGCAAGUGACUAUAUCUCCCCCGUCCGCCUUCCAUCGCCGCCGCGGCGGCAAUUCUGUCGGGCCCGCCCGCUGACGUCACCUGCUAGCCCCGCCUCCUCUAGGGUCCCGGGCCCCUGCGGCGGGGGCUGCCCCGGGGGGGCAGUCAGUUGAGGCGGCGGGAGCUCGGCGGAGGGCGGGCCAGGUGACUGGUCCGGGCCAUGCCGAGGAAGAAGCCCUUCAGCGUGAAGCAGAAGAAGAAGCAGUUGCAGGACAAACGGGAGCGGAAGAGAGGGCUUCAAGAUGGGCUGCGCUCCAGUUCCAACAGCCGCAGCGGGAGCCGGGAGCGGCGAGAGGAACAGACCGACACCUCGGACGGGGAGUCUGUGACCCAUCAUAUCCGCAGGCUUAACCAGCAGCCUUCUCAGGGGCUGGGUCCACGAGGCUACGACCCAAAUCGAUACCGACUGCAUUUUGAGAGAGACAGCAGGGAGGAGGUAGAGAGGAGAAAGAGAGCAGCCCGGGAGCAAGUUCUACAGCCGGUCAGUGCUGAGGUGUUGGAACUGGACAUCCGGGAGGUCUAUCAGCCUGGCUCAGUUCUGGACUUUCCUCGACGUCCUCCUUGGAGCUAUGAGAUGUCCAAGGAGCAACUAAUGAGCCAAGAGGAACGGAGCUUCCAAGAGUAUCUUGGGAAGAUUCAUGGGGCUUACUCCUCUGAGAAACUCAGCUACUUUGAGCACAAUCUGGAGACAUGGAGGCAGCUGUGGCGGGUGUUAGAGAUGUCUGACAUCGUCCUGCUUAUCACUGAUAUCCGACAUCCAGUUGUGAAUUUCCCGCCAGCACUUUAUGAGUAUGUGACUGGAGAACUUGGGUUGGCCCUGGUGCUGGUUUUGAACAAGGUGGAUCUGGCCCCGCCAGCUCUUGUGGUUGCCUGGAAGCAUUAUUUCCAUCAACACUAUCCCCAGCUCCACGUCGUCCUUUUCACCUCUUUUCCUCGGGACCCCCGCACCCCACAGGACCCUAGUAGUGUCUUGAAGAAGAGUCGGAGGCGGGGGAGAGGAUGGACUCGGGCCCUGGGGCCAGAGCAGUUGCUGAGAGCCUGUGAAGCCAUCACUGUGGGGAAAGUGGACUUGAGCAGCUGGCGGGAGAAGAUUGCUCGGGAUGUGGCUGGGGCCACCUGGGGUAAUGGGUCCGGGGAGGAGGAGGAAGAGGAGGAUGGCCCAGCAGUCCUGGUGGAGCAGCAGACUGAUUCAGCAAUGGAGCCAACUGGCCCAACCCGAGAGCACUACAAGGAUGGGGUGGUGACCAUCGGCUGUGUGGGUUUCCCUAAUGUGGGAAAGUCCUCGCUGAUCAAUGGGCUGGUGGGGCGGAAAGUCGUGAGUGUCUCCAGAACCCCGGGCCAUACCCGAUACUUUCAGACCUACUUUCUUACCCCUUCUGUGAAGCUCUGUGACUGCCCAGGCCUCAUCUUCCCAUCUCUUCUGCCUAGGCAGUUGCAGGUUCUGGCAGGGAUCUACCCCAUCGCCCAGAUCCAGGAGCCCUACACUGCUGUGGGCUACCUGGCCUCCAGAAUUCCCGUGCAGGCCCUGCUCCACCUGCGCCACCCAGAGGCUGAGGACCCCUCAGCGGAACACCCCUGGUGUGCCUGGGACAUCUGUGAAGCCUGGGCAGAGAAACGUGGUUACAAGACAGCCAAGGCAGCUCGGAAUGAUGUGUACAGAGCAGCCAACAGUCUCUUGCGGCUGGCAGUGGACGGCCGCCUCAGCCUGUGUUUUCAUCCCCCAGGCUACAGUGAACAGAAAGGCACCUGGGAGUCCCAUCCAGAGACCACGGAGCUGGUGGUUUUGCAGGGCAGGGUGGGGCCAGCAGGUGACGAGGAGGAGGAGGAAGAGGAAGAGUUGAGCAGCUCCUGUGAGGAGGAGGGAGAGGAGGACCGGGAUGCGGAUGAGGAGGGAGAAGGGGAUGAGGACACCCCAACCUCAGCUCCAGGGUCCAGCCUGGCUGGCCGAAACCCUUAUGCCCUACUGGGUGAGGAUGAGUGCUGAGUUCCUCGCCCAGCGCCAUCUUCCCACCCAAUAUCUUUGCUUUUGGACUGACCUGGGGGUAUCUCCCCUCUGCCACCCCAAUUGUGAAUAAAGAUUGUUUGCUUUGUA
Symphalangus syndactylus (siamang) is the source of this 2548-nucleotide messenger RNA. RefSeq names its product G protein nucleolar 1 (gene GNL1). Lineage: Eukaryota; Metazoa; Chordata; Mammalia; Primates; Hylobatidae. Gene Ontology annotation, molecular function: GTP binding; GTPase activity. The record is from RefSeq and is a predicted model, not a curated record.